UAUAGUUAGCAGUCCCGCCUCCCUCUGAGGGAGCCUAUAUAACCCCAGGGGAAUUCACAGCCAAGUGUCUAGGCUGUUUGCCCUUCUGGCCCCUGGGACAUCCCCAUCGCAUCCACAGCUGCUGUUCACCCAUUUACCUGCCCACUGAGAGAACAUGGCACCCAAGAAGGCAAAGAGAAGGGCAGCAGAAGGAAGCUCCAAUGUCUUCUCCAUGUUUGACCAAACGCAGAUCCAGGAGUUUAAAGAGGCCUUCACUGUUAUUGACCAGAACAGAGAUGGCAUCAUUGACAAGGAGGACCUGCGAGAUACAUUUGCUGCUAUGGGUCGCCUGAAUGUGAAGAAUGAGGAAUUAGAUGCCAUGAUCAAGGAGGCCAGUGGCCCCAUCAACUUCACUGUCUUCCUCACCAUGUUUGGGGAGAAGCUGAAGGGUGCUGAUCCCGAGGACGUCAUCAUUGGUGCCUUCAAAGUUUUGGACCCUGAGGGCAAGGGGAAUGUCAAGAAGAAAUUCUUGGAAGAACUCUUGACUACCCAGUGUGACCGGUUCACUCCAGAAGAGAUCAAGAACAUGUGGCACGCUUUCCCUCCAGAUGUAGCUGGCAAUGUUGACUACAAGAACAUCUGCUAUGUCAUCACACACGGAGAAGACAAGGAAGGGGAAUAAAACCUCUUUUUUUUUUUUCACCCUUGCUUCGUGGGGAAAUCCACCUAGACACUCCCAGGCUGGGGAAUUUCAUUUAUGCUGGUCCCUGAUGAUCCAUAUUUUGUAACCAAACAACAAACAUCUCAAUCUGUUAUUUAUUAUCUUAUGGGGAGAAAAAUUAUGCCCCCCAAAACCGAUCUUAUUCACUACAACUAGAUUUAACCUAACUGGGACUUCACACCGUCAUAUGUCUUAAUAAAAAUGAGGACAGCUCUA
Ahaetulla prasina is the source of this 916-nucleotide messenger RNA. RefSeq names its product myosin light chain 11 (gene MYL11). The coding region runs from base 155 to 661 and encodes 168 amino acids. Gene Ontology annotation, cellular component: cytoplasm. Gene Ontology annotation, biological process: skeletal muscle tissue development. The transcript has 7 exons. The record is from RefSeq and is a predicted model, not a curated record. Lineage: Eukaryota; Metazoa; Chordata; Lepidosauria; Squamata; Colubridae. Gene Ontology annotation, molecular function: calcium ion binding.